Molecule: messenger RNA, 2200 nt
Organism: Serpula lacrymans var. lacrymans S7.9
Lineage: Eukaryota; Fungi; Basidiomycota; Agaricomycetes; Boletales; Serpulaceae
Exons: 6
Coding region: 72-2033 (653 amino acids)
Biological process (GO): vacuolar acidification; sodium ion transport; proton transmembrane transport
Cellular component (GO): early endosome; fungal-type vacuole membrane; late endosome
Molecular function (GO): sodium:proton antiporter activity
Source: RefSeq, a predicted model, not a curated record
AACAAGUGUAACUGUGGUUUCUCAGUUGAAAGCCUACAUUCUGGCUUGCAAUCCAUUCUUGCUUUCGCCCCAUGUCCAUCAAGCUAGGCUCGAUAACGGCGACUGCUCCCGCUACUCCCUCCGUGUUGCCAGUACCUGAAGAGGAGGAAUAUUACUCGUCAUGGUCGCUUUUUCUCGUCUGUUUGCUGCUCAUUUUGUCGCUGUGGACGUCGUAUUAUCUUCAAAUAAAAAGAAUACGAGCCGUACAUGAGACGUUCGUCGCCAUCUUUGCUGGCAUGCUGGUGGGCCUGGUUGUACGACUCGCACCUGGUACGAUGAUUCGGGAGAUGCUGACGUUCAAACAUACCCUCUUUUUUAAUCUUCUAUUACCACCAAUCAUCUUGAAUUCUGGCUAUGAACUGAAACAAGAGAAUUUCUUUCGUAACUUUGGCUCUAUCCUUACCUUCGCCUUCCUUGGCACAUUCAUCUCCGCGGUUGGAGUGGGUGUCCUCGUUUACAUAUAUUCAUUCCUAGGCCUGGAGUCGCUAGAUAUCACAUUAUUGGAAUGCCUCGUUUUUGGCUCGACACUAUCUGCUACUGAUCCGGUAACUAUUUUGGCCAUAUUCAACCAGUACAAAGUGGAUCCAAAGCUGUAUAGUGUCAUUUUUGGCGAGAGUCUUCUCAAUGACGCCGUUAGUAUUGUUAUGUAUGAGACGCUCACACAAUUCCACGGGACGGAGAUUUAUAUAUCGUCUAUCUUCCACGGGAUUGGUAUAUUCUUGUUAUCUUUCAGUGUGUCGAUGGCACUCGGAGUUAGUUUCGGCCUAGCGAUGUCUCUCGUGCUCAAGCAUUCGUCACUUAACCUGUAUCCGUCCAUUGAGUCGUGUCUCGUAGCCCUCUGUGCCUACACCUGCUACUUCUUCUCCAAUGGACUAUCGAUGUCGGGCAUUGUAUCCCUCCUCUUCUGUGGUAUCACGCUGAAGCACUAUGCAUACCACACGAUGUCCCGACGGACUCAACGUACAACAAAGUACAUAUUUUCAACGCUCGCCCAGCUCUCGGAAAACUUUAUCUUCAUAUACCUCGGGUUGUCCUUGUUUACGAGCCCGCCAUCCUCCGAGCGUGUGACGAACUACGUAAAACCGCUUUUUAUCACCAUCACCACUGUAGCCGUCGUCUUCACGCGCUACGCAUCCGUCUUCCCCCUCUCUGAAGCUAUCAACUUCUUCCACCGCCAUGCUCGGGGCCAGCGGACGGAAGAGCUGCCGCAUUCCUACCAGAUGAUGCUCUUUUGGGCAGGUCUUCGUGGUGCCGUAGGCGUUGCGCUCGCCGCAGGGUUCAAAGGCGAGAACGCACAGACGCUCAGGACAACUGUAUUAGUAGUCGUCGUGCUCACUGUUGUCGUAUUCGGUGGUACGACAGCGAGGAUGCUCGAAGUUCUCGGGAUCCGCACGGGUGUGGAGGACGAAGCGGCUAGCAGCAGCGAAGAUGAGGAUGGACACACUGGAAGGAGCCCGUGGUAUGGCCGUCGUAACACUGGUGGCCCGUGGAGUAGGUAUACAGACGAAGGACUGGGCUAUAUGCCAUCGAACGCGGGAUAUGCGAGGGGAGCAGGCAGAAUAGGCACUCACUACGCACCAACGAGCUACAACCACCAAGCCCAAAGUCCCGCUUCACCGAUCGCAAACCACGCCGUCUUCUCUGCCGCCUCUUCCGAUUCGUAUGAUUCGGAUGUGGAAGUGCUCCCGAUGGCGACGACGUCGAGCGAGCACCCUCCUCCUCCGCCUGGAGGAGGAGGAGAUCCAGAGAAUGGAGGAGCGGGUGCUGUUGGGGAGGACGGGAAAUGGUUCCAGGCGUUGGAUGAGAGGUAUCUGCUGCCUAUCUUCUCGAAUGCGACUGCGAGCAGGACGUUCCACGCGCGACGAGCCCGUAGGACCGCUUCCGGUUCAGCGCACCUCGGAAAUUCCAGAGGUCCAGCUUGGUGGCGAUGGCUCUCCUACUCCCGCCCGAUCCUUUCCGUCUUCGUCGCCACCGGGGGAGCAGAGUCGGUCUGAGAGAGGGUUGGUGAGUCCGAUGCUGAGGAAUGGGAGGGAGGAAGGUCAGAUUCGUACUUCGUAGUUCCCCUAUUAGAUGAUUUUUCGCUUACUAGUAACAUAAAAUAACUUUAUUGAUGCUUUUUUGUACUUAUGCAACGAGCGAUUGGGAUCCCCCUUUUUUGAUA